UUCAGAAGAGAUACUGGACCACGAGGUAGAGGACCUUAUGGACGUGGAUGGCACCAACCUAGGAUGGUAAUGCCACCCAAUAAUGAUCACGAGGAAUGGAGCACGCUUAGCCAUCCAAAGUUCCCAGCAGAGGGUUGGUACACUAAGGUAUCCAGUUCACAGAAAAGAAGGCUUCAAAGGAAGUUUGCAGCCAGGGCUUAUGGUGACCCAUGGGACCAUGUGUUCGAACCAAGAGAGAGAUUGGAACCAUCAAAGGUUCCAAACAUGGUAUGGACCCGGGAUCAAGGAGAAACUAGUGGCCCAAAGCAGAUAAUUCAAAAGCAUGGGGGGCAAGAGAGUAGUGCUACAGAUCCUCCCCAGUCGACUGCCCAACUGAAGGGUAAAAAAGAAUUGAAGCAGAGCUUAAAGAAGAAAAUGGAGGAAUUCCAGAAGCUCAUGGAGGCAGAUGAUGAUGAUGAUCUCUUUGACGAAGGGUCAGAACAGGAAGACCUGAUCAAAGAUGCGUCACCGUCUCCACAGAGAUCUGCAACAUUUGGAGAAAGCCUGGCCGCAAUCCAAUUCGGGCCUUGAUCUUUCUAAAGCAAGAAGAAGCAGCGGGAAUGGAGGUCUUUUGGGCAGACCGACAUCCAUUCAAAGCAGAGACUAACAACGUAGAAGCAGAUCUCUACAACGAACAUUUGUGGCCAACAAGAAUAGAAGACUCAGAAGUCAGAUCUAAUCAAGUUGGAGUAACUGAGAGCCAAUUCCUCAAAUACAUCAAGGAAGGGUUCCAGGAGCUGAGCAAAGAUUUUAUCAGGCCUAACAUUAUUUCAAGGCCUGCCAAGAUUGAUCAACAAGUUUUUAAUGUUUAGAAACCUAUUGAACACAGGGUGUGAAGAUUUGGCUACUGUGAAAGCCACUUUUAAAAGGUUGUUUUCUUUUCUUGUUGACAGAAAAUUGCAGGCAGAUGAGCCUAUUUCUUGUAAUUGGGCUGAGUGUGUUUUUGAUGAUAGCCCUCUAAACAUGAAAGAGUUAGGAUUAGCAGACCUGAAACCAGCACCAGCUAAGCUAGAUGAUGACGGGGCCCAAGUAAAGGAUCCCACAGAAGAAGUCAACUUGGGAACUCCAGAAGAUCCUAAGAUCACAUAUGUAAAUGCUGCUUUGCCUAUUGAAAUAAAGGAAAAGUUU
Rhododendron vialii is the source of this 1167-nucleotide messenger RNA. RefSeq lists its product as uncharacterized. NCBI's taxonomy places the organism in Eukaryota, Viridiplantae, Streptophyta, Magnoliopsida, Ericales, Ericaceae. The transcript is spliced from 2 exons. Bases 64 to 570 code for a protein of 168 amino acids. The record is from RefSeq and is a predicted model, not a curated record.